Effrenium voratum is the source of this 891-nucleotide messenger RNA. Lineage: Eukaryota; Dinophyceae; Suessiales; Symbiodiniaceae. The record is from the annotation of a GenBank genome assembly.
AUGUGUGAGGUUGCCCACGAGCUUGAUGAGGAGGCGCAGUUGGAGUACGAAGAAGCAUGCAACGAGGUGCUAGAGUUGCAGGCUGAGUUGCGAGCGGAGAAGAUGGAGGUUCAGCAGCUCAUGAUGCGCGUCCAGGCAAGCCAAGCUGCCAGCGCAUCGUUUGCGCAGUCUGCUGCGCUGCCUGCGGUCUUGGAGGAGCCUCGUGCGCACGAACUGCAGCACCUAUUCCGAUGGCUCGCGGACAAUGUGGACCUGAGCCACCCGCGGAUUUUUGAUGUUGGUUUCGAGGUGCCCAUCGGAGGGCGAACAGUUCACCUUCACAGGGUGGUGCAGUGGCCGCUUCCCAGUGUGGGUUUGCAGUUGACGGCUCCUUCAGAGCACCGAGUGCCUUUGGGGCACUUGUUGGCAUCAACUCGCAGCACGGGGAAGGUCGACGUGGCUGCACUCUUGCAUUUCUUGCAUGGGUGGGACCUCAUCGCUGGAGAGUUGACAACCGCGGCCCAUCUCAGCCCAGAACCCUCUGUCCUUCUUUCUCACAGAGCUUCGACACAGGGAAUUCUCAUAGCCACCUGGCCAACGCGGGAAGCGCAGGUAUCUCCUUGCUCGCUGCGGCUUGGUGAGCGAGUCGAGGUUGAAUAUGAAGGUGAGAAGUACCUUGGCAUUUUGUACUCCCUGGACGCGUAUGGAAUGGCAAGCAUCAAGUGUGAUGCAGACCCUCCUGGCGUGAUGACAGUGACGCCGCUUUCGCGCGUGAAGCGCGUCUCCACUGCUGAGUGCUUGCCCUGUACCGCUCAGGACGUGGUGGGCAUUUCGGUUUCGGCAAUGACCGACAUUGUGGAUAGCGUUCCAGGAAGGCAAAUGCACAGAAGGACGAGGUCCUCAGCCUUGUGA